UUUGGGCGGGCCCCCUCAUUAUUGAAGUGGAGGUUCACCGCGGGGAGCUGCUCGUUACUGACCGGCGGAGUGCUUCACUUUGUGGGGGUUGUUUCUCUGUGCGUGCCGGUUGCUCCCGGUGCUCAUGGUGACUUGAAGGAACAGGGAGUGAGUCGGUGUUUCGGUGCAGAAUGGUUUUAAGGAAAAGGCUAAAACGGAGCCUCAGUGAAGAGCUGCUGCCGCUGCCGCUCUGAGCUUUUGUUCGCUGGGGUUUGUCUCCCUGUGUUUCAUCAGGCAGUGAAAUGAAGAGAGUGAACAGCCUUCAGAGGUUCAUGAACAGACGGGCCUCUGCUAACUGCCGCUACCAGCCAACCUGUUAUGAGCAUGCUGCGAACUGCUACACUCAUGCAUUCCUCAUCAUGCCGGCCUUUGUGGGCAUGGCGUUGCUGUACCGUCAGUCGGACAACCGCUGGGAGAGGAUCACUGCCUGGGUGUACGGAAUGGGCCUCUGCGCCCUCUUCCUGGUCUCUACUGUGUUUCACAUCAUCACCUGGAAGAAGAGCCACAUGAGGUCCAUGGAACAGUGUUUCCAUAUGUGUGACAGAGUGGUCAUCUAUUUCUUCAUCGCUGCCUCCUACACACCUUGGUUAAACCUGCGGGAACUCGGCCCUAUGGCGGCUCACAUGCGCUGGUUUGUGUGGCUCAUGGCUGCUGCUGGAACCAUCUACGUCUUCAACUAUCAUGAAAAGUAUAAACUUGUCGAGCUGGCCUUCUAUCUGACGAUGGGCUUCUUUCCUGCAUUGGUCGUGACGUCAAUGACCAACACUGAGGGGCUCCAUGAACUUGCCUGCGGGGGACUCAUCUACUGCCUCGGCGUGUUCUUCUUCAAAAGUGACGGCGUCAUUCCCUUCGCCCACGCCAUCUGGCACGUGUUCGUGGCGCUGGCUGCUGCCGUGCACUACUACGCCAUCUGGAAAUACCUCUACAAGGCUCCCAGUGUCGACGCCCUCCUCGACUCGUGACCACGGCGCAGCCCGUCAUCCCGAGCAGCAGAGCUUGCACACGACUCCUCAACUGCCCACAGAAGCGGCAGCGACAGCUUAAAAAGUUUACGAACAAACUGACAGUGAAUUGUUUACUGUUUUCUAACAUGGAGAACAGAUUUUUGUCAGCGUCUCCUUUAUGAACAAAAGCUACUUUAAAAGCUGUUUUGUACCUCAAUGUAGACAGCGAGGGAGGGGAUUUCUACUUUUUACUCUUAGUGUAAAUCAUGGCACAUUUAUGAGUAUUUGAGAUAUUUGAUAGUCGUCUUUUGUAACACUUGAUGAAAGUCACAUUCCACAUUAUGGGUCGAAAACUGGAGAUUUCCUGAUUUUAGUUGCUGGUUUAAACACUGGGGAUUUGAGGUGCUAAGAAUCCUGGCUGGGUCUCAAAACAACCACAAAUUACUAAAAUAAUACUUUGUUUUGAUGCUUCACUUUUGAGAAGAAAGAACAUUUUCUUUCAUUUAACAAUCAAAGACAAAGCUCUUUGCAAACACAAGCAGCUGUAAAAGAACUGACGUUUGCAAAAGAGAAUAGUUUAAAACUGGCAACCUUUUAUUUAAUCAAAAAUACUAAAAUAUAAUUUUUAACACUUGCCCCCUAAAACCGCUUGUUCCUAAGUUGUGUACCAAGGAACUUGCAGCGGUCUUUUUUUCCCCUCAUUUUCUGCAUAUUUUUUUUAUCGUAUAUUAAUCAUUUUUUAUUAAUUUUUCUGUCCAUCUGAUGCACAUAAACACCCAUACGACUAAUGCUUCAUCUCUGACUUGUAGUCCUCAGUUUUCAGGGAAGUCAAUCCUGGUAGUAUUUAGCGCCCCCUGGCGAUGGAGUGGUGUCAGAUGUAGCAUUUCAGGAAGUAAAAAGGUGAAACCUUGUGGUUAUGUGGGACUUUUGUUAAUGAGCCAAUUGAGAGAAAAAUAAUCUGUUCAGUUUGAUAAACAACAAUAGUUCCACUGUGUUUUUAAUGUGAACAGUGUGCUGUAGAGAGAGUGUGUGUAUGUGUGCCUGCACGACCUUUGUACUGUAGUUCAGUGUUACAUUUCCACUGAUUCUUUCUUUGAUUUGCACCACAUGACAAAAGGUGUUUUAUUCUGAAGAGGACAAACCUCAUUCUUUUGCUUUGUAAAUUCACUAAACGGCUCCUGAUAAAACCAUCGUUCUGUUGCUUUCCUCCAAGUGGAGCCGAAUGAUUCUUUUCUUUUUGUUUUGUUAUUGUGUCCCUUGUAAUGAUUUCCUUAAACCACUGUGUUUUGUAAUGUUUGUAUAUUCUGAUUUGUUGUGUGAACCUGAUCCUGGCCUUUGCAGGGCAAAGAAACAAACUGCUUCUUGUCUGUUCCAGUGGCUGUUAAUGGUGCUGAAUAAUGAUCAUGAAUGCUCCUCCGCUGUAUCACCUUUCUAAUGUGACAAUAAAAAUCUUACUGCCCCACG
Pleuronectes platessa (European plaice) is the source of this 2447-nucleotide messenger RNA. It is a transcript of the gene mmd, whose product is annotated as monocyte to macrophage differentiation-associated. Gene Ontology annotation, cellular component: membrane. Gene Ontology annotation, molecular function: pore-forming activity. NCBI's taxonomy places the organism in Eukaryota, Metazoa, Chordata, Actinopteri, Pleuronectiformes, Pleuronectidae. The transcript is spliced from 8 exons. The record is from RefSeq and is a predicted model, not a curated record. Bases 282 to 1001 code for a protein of 239 amino acids.